AUGUCCUCAACUUAAUAAUAUUUUUUUAAGAAAUUACUUCCAAAAGCACCUAAUUCUCGAUAAUUCAGUAGAGAUAAAAGUUAACCAAUGUUCAAUCCUAUUACUCCAAUUGUAUUAUUGAUGUUUAUAAAUAAAAGGCAAAGUUUAGAAUACAUCAUAAUAAUCAAUUUAUAAACAAAGAGAAAAUGUAAAGAACUAGCAAUAACUUUUUUAAUAACACUACUGAAAGUACAAAAAUAACAAAAACUUAGAAUUAAUAACUACUACGAAAACCUGAUGCUGAUUAUAAAUAAUUAAUUUUUGAUAAAGAAGAUUAAGAAGAAGAACAUUAAUUCUAAAUACUUUGCUAUACUUUAGAUAAACUAUUAUGA
Messenger RNA from Paramecium pentaurelia, 371 nucleotides. Lineage: Eukaryota; Ciliophora; Oligohymenophorea; Peniculida; Parameciidae. The record is from the annotation of a GenBank genome assembly.